Molecule: messenger RNA, 2292 nt
Organism: Oncorhynchus masou masou (cherry salmon)
Lineage: Eukaryota; Metazoa; Chordata; Actinopteri; Salmoniformes; Salmonidae
Gene: c1h16orf46
Exons: 3
Coding region: 224-1315 (363 amino acids)
Source: RefSeq, a predicted model, not a curated record
UCUCCGCUCCAAACACUUCGACGGCCAAGCACAUCUUUCACUUUGUUUGGGGUCGUCUCCUGAUACCUGCCAAACUGUAAUAAAUAUUUGAUGACUAUUCUAUGUUACUGCCUAUUAAGUUGAAUGUCAAACCCCCAGGGAGCAAAUGCUUGUAUGGUAUUGCUGAGGAAAAUGUCGAACUCGACCCACUUUAAUGAUUUCACCCUGAAAGGCUCAUCUUAGAAUGGACAAAUUCAAGGAAUGGGAUCAGGUGCCUGUAGAAGUGGCUGAAGACAGAAGUGUGGCAGUCGAGUACACAGGAUGGGACCAGAGCUGCCAACUACCCAACAGGGGCCAUGUCGAUGCCCUUUUGGAUAUCAGCGAUGAUACCUCAUCCAAAGAGCAGGAGCCAUUUGAGCUUCUCUGUCUCUCCGGAUGGGAGGAAGCUAUCCGGGGCUGGGGUAGAACUACUCCACUUGGCUGCCUGGUACAGACCCAGAGGAGAGGAAAGAGGGUCAAGACUGGAGACACAGACCACCACUGCCACCUGUGUGUGGACCUCGUGAAGCUCUCGGACCCCCCUGACUCUGAAUCCAGUUUAACCCACUCCCCUGAGUCCUUCUGGGACUCCACCCUGGACCCAUGGGCGAAAACCUCCCCCACAACCCUGGGAGACUUCCUGAACAGACCCUACAGUCACACAUCUAGCAUCUCUUCAGAGGAGUCCCCACCAGAGUCCUUCAGGGAUCUUCAGAAAGCCACACAGCAACUGACACUCCGAGACAAGAUGAUGGAGGACAAGGCUGAGGUGUGUGAGAUCAGUGACUCACUGCUGGGCUCGGCCCCCUCGCAUGGUCACCACCACUCAGCCUCAGAGUGUCCCAUGACGCUGAUCAUCAACAGCUUCGCCGUCCUACCGCCCGUGAAGGCCUCCCAGCCCAGACACCCUAAGGUCACCAGCCACCUCCGGAGGGGGGAUGCUGGACCGGGACGCAGCGCCUCAGAUGGGGAGACCGCAGAGGCUGGGUCAGACGGUGUCACGCCUGCCUGGGAGAGCGGAGGAGGUGUGGAGAGCCAGCAGAGCCGCCACCUGUUGUCUGCAUUCAGCAUCCCUGUCCCCAAGAGAUGUGACAUGCCCCUCAGCACACUGUCAGAUCCUCUACCCCGCACCACCUACCCCCUGGACAGACACCUCAGACAGGAUCCCCGGACCAGCAGUGCUCAUAGACUCUACUUUGGACUGAAGACCAAGAUCCUAAAGCGUGCAGAGCCCCAGCUGCCCAUUCUGUUUGGAACCAGGGUGCCCAUCCCAGCCUCUGCACAGAGACUACUCUGAACAGAGACUGUUACUUCGCACUCCAUACUCUCUCCCAACCCAAAAGCUCAGCCUCUGUGGGUUUGUGAUUAAAAAGAAACUUUGUGAAAUUUCUUCCUAUUUUUUGUAUGACACUGAUGACCGUAUUAAAAAAAAGCUGUGACUAAUUCAACUUGGUCGUAUUAAACUACAUGGAAUUAACAUAUGAGUUUACAGAUUUGUUAGUUCUAUGUGAUUUAUAGGCUAUACCACCUCAGCCUUCCUUAAUUAUGAACCCUCCACGCACCUGGACAUGAGUGAAUAAUUUUAAAUGGAGUGAUGUACGUAUGCAUGUGUGAUUUCAGUCCUACAUUUUGCAUGUGCUUUUAUUGUGGUGCUCACACUUGAGCGUUUAGUUACUCAGAAACUAUGCUACCUAAUCUACAAUGCUGAGGUCUGGGUCAGUUUCUUGGAUUCCUGAAUGUUAAACUGCAGAUAUUCUUAUGUCAGAACUCAUCAAGACAAAACAUGAUAUGAGCCAUUGCCAAAGCAUGCUCGUGCACUCUAAUGGAAUGAGCAGUUAGUGAUUGUAGUGUUCCAACCCAUGUGAAGAUGUCAUUGGUAGCCUAUUGAAUUACAUGCUAGAAGUGAACCACACUGAUUCUGAGGGGCUGUGACAGCAUAGGUGUGUGGGUGGAGGGAUUAGUAUCAUAUUCCAAAUGACUUACACAAUUACAAUAUUGUAUUCAAACAGACUGAGCAUAAUACAUGUACAUAGCAAACUAACUUGUACUGCCACACAACCCAGGUGAAAACUGUGACGGACAUUUACUGAAAAAGAGCACAUUGAGUGUGUACAAUAUUGAGUAUGGUGUUGUAAGUCAAAAGUAGUGUGUGCUUUAACCAGUAACAAAAUAUUUGACUUGGCUUUAUACAGCACUGCAUUACUGUCCUUUGAUUUGAAGUGUACUGGAACUAAGCUAGUACAAACAACCAGCUACUACAUCAACUCAAACAAU